Messenger RNA from Cylindrotheca closterium, 2088 nucleotides. The record is from the annotation of a GenBank genome assembly. Lineage: Eukaryota; Bacillariophyta; Bacillariophyceae; Bacillariales; Bacillariaceae.
AUGAAGAAAGUACGGCAAUUCUUCUCCCCAUCUAAGGAAAACAGUCCAAACUCGGGGCAAAGUGGCCCAGCCGUCAAAAGAGGAAAUUUCAAUCAGAUCCCUACUGCAAAGGAUGUAGUUUCGGGCAUUUUCAGAGAUGUCGGAGCCUACUUUACCUUUGGUUUGCCACCACCAGACGAGUUGGUUGCCAGACGGACAACCAACCCAACAGGUUCGACUCAUACGAACGAAAGGCAAGCCAUAUCGCGCCGGCAUGUCACUUUGUGUCAAUGUCAGAUUUCCCUAGCGCAAAACCGUAGUGCCGGGUGCAAACGACCACAUAACGAGCAUACCGCCAACGGUGUCAGCUUCUUGCCAGCCCCCUUUUGGACCCAACCACUCCCAGCCGACUUGUGCCGAGCUACCGUCCACAUCACGCCUUCGCUAGGUACUCUAGCCCUCACCGGCACUGGGACAGCACCGCCGCAGCCGCAUCACGACUCUCAACCGUCUUUGCUAGCCGCCUGGAUGGCCGCCUCAGCCAGGGUGACCGAGUAUGUUGGCUGGACCCCUGAAGAAAUAGAGAUCGAUGGCGACGAAAGCCUCCUUGCUGAAGCCCUACUCGAAGACCGGCUGUGUGUGAUCAGCGACGGUUCUUAUAAGCUCGGUCUGGGCACGGCAGCGGUUCAACUGCUUCCACGUAAAGGUGGCAAGGCACAUAAUAUUGUUCCGUGCCAGACUCCGGGUCUACCUGAGGAUCAGAGCGCGUACCGGAGUGAAUUACUUGGCCUACUGGCCGGUAUCAUGGUUGUUGAUUGGCUCCUGGACCAGUGGGCCCCAACACUUCGAUCACCACCCCGCGUUAGGAUUGCGUGCGAUGGAUUUUCGGCGUUGCUCAACACCUUUGGUGACAAUCGAGUCACACCGCAACAAGCCCAGUUUGACCUGGUCUCCUCUAUCCGGGAGGCACUUGCCCGCUCUAGGGCCUCGUGGGAACCUAGCCACGUGUACGGUCACCUUGAUACGGCGACAUCCUUUUCGUGCCUCUCUUGGUGGUCCAAACGGAAUGUGGAAGUGGAUGCGUGGGCGGUUGCCUAUCGCCACCAGCUCGAAGCUUCACACCGAUUGAUUGCACCUAACGCUCGUUUCUUUACCGAAUUGGCUGCCCUCUACAUCGGGGACGUCAAACAGUCGCGAUUGAAUCCAGAACAGGUCCAGGAACUGGUGGCGCUGCCUGCUCUACGCAAGCAAUGGCAUGAGCGGCAGACGAUUACACCAGAGGCAGAACUAGAGACUGAUUGGACCAGUCUGGCUCGCGCCAUGAGCUCCCUUCCGGCAGGUGUCCAACGUUGGAUCACAAAGCACGUCGUGGGGAUGUGUGGUGUAGGGAAGUUCAGAGUCCGGUGGGGUUCCGCCGACUCAGCUGCGUGUCCCUGCUGUGGCGAGUUUGAGGACCACCUUCAUGUUCCUCGAUGUAUGGCGCCCUCGGCGAGUGCGGAAUGGGAGCGCCGGACGGCGACGUUGGACCAAUGGUUGGACAACCAAGUCACUGACCCAGCCAUCAAACACGCUAUCCUCUACCUUUUUCAAGGGGUUUGUGAUCCGUCCCUACCUCGCAGUCGGUUGGUUCCGGUUCGUCUUCGCCGCGCUUUCCUCUCCCAACAACGCAUCGGCUACCAAGGUUUAUUGGAAGGCCGGCUGUCUGUUCAGUGGGCGGCCCUGCAGGAACAGUACCUUCAGUCACGAGGGAGCCAACGCUCUCCGACCCUGUGGGUCUCUCGCCUGUCGCAUCAGCUGAUCUUGCUUGGAUUUCAUAUGUGGGAACACCGGAACUUGGUGCAACAUUCGGAGGACAACGUACAGCUACGCGAACGUAGCCAAUUGGUGAACGACGGUAUACACUCUCAGUUUGAUAUGGGCCCAACUGACCUCCCCAAGGUAGUUCAACGCAUGCUCGCCGUGAAACGCCAAACCGUGUUGAACAAGCCGUUGGUCGAUAGGGAAGAGUGGCUGAAGCUGGUUAGAAUGGAGCGCACGGCCUAUCGCCGCGCUCUGGCGCCCCAACGCCGUAUCCUUCACCGCUUCUUCCACCCGGCCCAGGCCCCCUAA